AUGGCCCUGACCACCAAUCUCUCCUCCCAUCUCGCUCUGGUGACCGGAGCGACAGGCGGAAUAGGCAAAGCAACGUGCCUUGCCCUCGCUCACCUCAACUGCUCCGUAGCCGUCCACUACCACAGCGCCUCCGACACGGCUGAAUCGCUCGUUGCCCAGCUCAAAUCCAUGAACGUGCGCGCCUCUGCCUUCCGCGCCGAUCUGUCCUCCUACGACGAGACCCGCGCUCUCCACGCCGACAUCGUGCGAGAGAUGGGCCAUCCAACCAUCCUUUUCAACAACGCCGGGUUGACCAUGGGGAAAUCCCGCGUGAAGGAUAUCCUUGAGGUGUCCGUGGAUGACUUUGAACAGACGUGGAGAGCGAAUUGCGGCACGGCGUUUUUGCUCACCCAGUUGUGUAUCCCCAAGAUGGUAGAGGCCGGCUGGGGCAGAGUCGUGUUUUGUUCCAGUGUCGCUGGCUUUACAGGUGGUGUGGUGGGACCGCAUUAUGCGUCGUCCAAGUCGGCACUGCACGGCCUGGUGCAUUGGCUGGCAGGCGCCUAUGCAAAGACUGGCGUAACCAUCAACGGCGUCGCUCCAGCCCUGAUCGAGGAGACCAAGAUGCUGCCUGGAGGGUCCGCUGAGUUAUCUGCGAAAAUCCCCAUCGGCAGACUUGGGAAACCUGAAGAGAUCGCAGAGACGGUCCUGUGGAUCGUCAAGACCGGUUAUGUCCACAACAAGAUCAUCGCAGUCGACGGUGGCAUGUUCAUCCAGUAA
Cladophialophora psammophila CBS 110553 is the source of this 756-nucleotide messenger RNA. RefSeq lists its product as uncharacterized. The record is from RefSeq and is a predicted model, not a curated record. Bases 1 to 756 code for a protein of 251 amino acids. Lineage: Eukaryota; Fungi; Ascomycota; Eurotiomycetes; Chaetothyriales; Herpotrichiellaceae. The transcript is spliced from 3 exons. Gene Ontology annotation, molecular function: oxidoreductase activity.